AUGGCGCAAUUUAUCAAAGGCCAAGACCCAAAGAAAAAAAUCACAUUCUCCCUCGAUUCGCCAAACACCACUGUUGGAUGGCCGGAAGUUAGUAGCGCAAACCAGGAUACAAUUUUAGAUCUACUAUGCAGUUUGCUGGAACCCAUAGGUCAACAUCGAAAUCUCUACAUUCAGCCCUCCAAAGGCAAGCACUCUCGUAAACGAAAGCGCGAAUUCCUUUCCAAUGCCUCAGCCGCAUCAGUGUCGUCCAUACCACCACCGUCACCCCCGGAACUCAACUCAUUCUUAACAAUUGGACUCAACUCAACUACCAGGCACCUAGAAUCUAUGGCUAAAGCACUGCCAACCGAAACCACAGCGCCCAGGCCCCGCCUUGCCGUCUUUGUCUGCCGUUCUGACUCGCAGCCUUCGCAACUUCAUUCUCAUCUUCCUUUAUUAUGUGGUAUUGUCUCUAAGGCAUCUCCGGGACUCCCGAUCAGACUUGUUCAACUCCCCAAAGGGGCGCAGGCGCGGUUGGAAACCUCUCUUGCAAUCCCACAAGCUGGGUUUCUUGGGUUGAUGGAAGGUGCUCCAGGGUCCACCGUGUUGCUACAGUUUCUUGAUGAGAAUGUCCCAGCUAUCAAGAUUCCAUGGCUGGAAGGUUUUCCGGGUUAUCAAACCACCAUGAUUAAGGCGAUGACGACUACAGCCCCCCAGUCAAAAAAGGGUCAAAAGGAAUAUGCGGUCAAGAAAGUUGUACGAGUUGAUAGAAGCGACAAACCUGGCAUAUAA
Messenger RNA from Morchella sextelata, 771 nucleotides. RefSeq lists its product as uncharacterized. Bases 1 to 771 code for a protein of 256 amino acids. Gene Ontology annotation, biological process: rRNA processing; intronic box C/D snoRNA processing; nuclear-transcribed mRNA catabolic process, RNase MRP-dependent. Gene Ontology annotation, molecular function: ribonuclease MRP activity. The record is from RefSeq and is a predicted model, not a curated record. The transcript is spliced from 3 exons. NCBI's taxonomy places the organism in Eukaryota, Fungi, Ascomycota, Pezizomycetes, Pezizales, Morchellaceae. Gene Ontology annotation, cellular component: ribonuclease MRP complex; nucleolar ribonuclease P complex; cytosol.